Molecule: messenger RNA, 732 nt
Organism: Sesamum indicum (sesame)
Lineage: Eukaryota; Viridiplantae; Streptophyta; Magnoliopsida; Lamiales; Pedaliaceae
Source: RefSeq, a predicted model, not a curated record
AUCCACUAUAAAUAUUUGGAGAUUUUUGCAUUGCAUGUACCCCCACAACACAUGGAGACCAAAAGAAAUAGCUACACACUCUAUUCUCUCCUCCCAAUUUUCCUUCUCGAUUUCUCUUCCGUCGCAUUUACUGAUCAGCAGCCCACAAACACCUCAGUCUUAGAUUUGGAUGGAAAUCUACUCCAAAUCAACACAAAGUACUACAUCCUCCCCCUCGACGGAGGCGGCGGCGGCGGGUUCGCCCUCUCCGUCAGGGACCCCCGCGACCCCUGCCCUCCUAACGUCGUGCAAGAGAACGAUGAAGGUUCAGCUGGGCUGUCUCUCAAGUUUUUCCCACUAGACAGAGAACAGCAGCAGGCCACGUCUGUAAGUUUGUCUAGUGAUAUGAAUAUAGCUUUCAUGGCAGCCACCACCUGUGUGCAGCGAACCGUGUGGCGGACCGGCGUCGCCGACGGGACUACGGGGCGGAGGUACGUGAGGACUGGCGGUGUUCUGGGUCGGCCGGGGGCGGAGACGGUGGGGGAGUGGUUCAAGAUAGAUAAGUAUGGAAAGGGUUACAAGAUUGGGUAUUGUCCGAGUGUGUGCAGUGCGUGUAGGGUUGAGUGUGGGGAGAUGGGUGUGUUUGUGGAGGAUGGAAGGAGGUGGGUGGGUUUGGGUGGUCAACCCAUUGUAAUUGCCUUCAAGAAAGUUGUGUAAUUAAUCAUUUUAAAAAAAAUUCUAUUUAAAAUCGAG